AUGACCACACAACGAGUUUUUCGACUGCCCCAGCGCACUUCCAUCCAAGACCUUCAGGUUAGCGAAGAGGACGUGCCCUCACCCUCCGCUCAAGAAGUCUUGAUCCGAAUCAAGAAUGUAGCUCUCAACUUCCGCGACUUUGCUGUUUCCACCGGAAAGUACCCUUUCCCAGUGAAAGACAAUGUGGUGCCUUGCUCUGAUCUUUCCGGAGAGGUUGUACGUGUGGGCAGCCACGUGGAGGACUUCGCCGAGGGAGACAAGGUGAUUGCAUCCUUUGACUUGAAGACCUUGUACGGUGCUAUGCCGGAUUGGCACCAUAGCUUGGGAACCACCGCGUGGAAUGCGCUUUACGGCAACGUUCCGUUGAAGCCUGGCCAGACAGUGCUCUUUCUCGGUACUGGUGGUGUUUCGAUCACUGGGCUUAUCUUGGCUAGGGCUGCAGGCGCUGUCACGAUCAUCACUUCUUCGUCAGACGACAAGCUCGCGCACGUCCAGAAAACGUACGGUGCCGACUAUACCGUCAAUUACAAAUCGACUCCUGCUUGGUCCCAGGAGGUGCUCAAGAUCACCAAUGGCCACGGUGCAGAUUUCAUUCUCGAGAACGGCGGAGCUGGAACGAUCGGUCAAAGCAUUGAUGCAGUGGCUUACGGCGGAAACAUUGCUGUAAUAGGGUUCCUUGCCUCCUGUCCCCAGGAGAAGAUGCCUGACGUGGCUGCGCUUGCCCUAUCAAAGGGUGCAAUCGUCCGCGGCAUCAUGGUUGGAUCUAAGCAACAGCUGGAAGAUGUCACACGCUUCGUGUCUUCCAAGAACCUCAAUGUGCCCGUAGAGAAGGUGUUUGGCUUUGGGAGGGAUGAGGUCGUUUCUGCCUUUGAGUAUUUGGUAUCAGGUCAACACAUCGGGAAGGUGUGCAUUGCUGUAAACUAA
Molecule: messenger RNA, 924 nt
Organism: Alternaria metachromatica
Lineage: Eukaryota; Fungi; Ascomycota; Dothideomycetes; Pleosporales; Pleosporaceae
Exons: 3
Coding region: 1-924 (307 amino acids)
Molecular function (GO): oxidoreductase activity
Source: RefSeq, a predicted model, not a curated record